AUGGCCAGGGGCCCCGCUCCCGCCAGCCUGGGGCCAGGGUCCCAUCUGCUGCCGCUGCUGCCCUGGCUCCUGCUGCUGCUGCUGCUGCGGGGCGCUGGCGGCAGCCACACAGCCCCCGCCAGGCCCGGCCCGCCCAUGGCCACCUAUGGUCUGGCCGGGGACAGGGACCCCCAGCGGCUCCCGGGGGACAGGGCCGCCGCUCCGGGCCCCGGCGCCCAGGACAUGGUGGCUGUGCACAUGCUGCGACUUUAUGAGAAAUACAGCCAACGGGGCGCGCGGCCCGGAGGGGGCAACACGGUGCGCAGCUUCAGGCCCAGGCUGGAAGUGGUCAACCGGAGGGCCCUGUAUCUCUUCAACCUGACAUCCCUACAGGACACGGAAAUGAUCCUCAUGGCCACCUUCCACUUCUACUUGGAGCCACGGGGGCCCCAAGCUCACGAGGUGCCCUGCAAGCAGCGGGCCAAGAACGCGUCCUGCCGCCUGCUGCUUCCUGGCCGGCCCGCCCGCCGCCUGCUCUUCCGCAGCCUCUCGCCGAACACGGCCACGCAAGGGCUGCUCCGGGGGGCCAUCGCCCUGGCGCCCCCGGCACAGGGCCUGUGGCAGGCUAGGGACAUCUCCCCCAUAGUCAAGGCGGCCCGCCGGGAUGGCGAAUUGCUUCUCUCCGCCGAGCUGGAUUCGGGGGAGAAGGACCCUGGGGUGCCCAGCCCCAGCGCCCAUGCACCCUACAUCCUCAUCUAUGCCAAUGACCUGGCCAUCUCGGAGCCCAACAGUGUGGCGGUGACACUGCAGAGAUACGACCCCUUCCCUGCUGGAGACCCGGAGCCCGGCGCAGCCCCCAACAGCUCCACGGACCCCCGUGUCCGCCGGGCCACGCAGGCCACUGGGCCCUUCCAUGACAAUGAGCUGCCAGGGCUGGACGAGGAGCCAGCACCGGCGCCCCACUCCCCGCACGGCCACAAGCACGCCCUGUGGCCCAGCCCCUUCCGGACACUGAAGCCGCGGCCAGGGCGCAAGGACCGCAGGAGGAAGGGCCCGGCCGCCUUCCCGGCUGCCGCCGCCUCGCAGGUGCUGCACUUCGAUGAGAAGACGAUGCAGAAAGCCCGGAGGAGGCAGUGGGACGAGCCAAGGGUCUGCUCCCGGCGGUACCUGAAGGUGGACUUUGCAGACAUUGGCUGGAACGAAUGGAUCAUCUCUCCCAAGUCCUUCGACGCCUACUACUGCGCCGGAGCGUGCGAGUUCCCCAUGCCCAAGGUCGUCCGCCCGUCCAAUCACGCCACCAUCCAGAGCAUCGUCAGGGCCGUGGGCAUCGUCCCCGGCAUCCCGGAGCCUUGCUGCGUUCCAGACAAGAUGAGCCCCCUGGGGGUCCUCUUCCUGGAUGAGAACCGGAAUGUGGUUCUGAAGGUGUACCCCAACAUGUCUGUGGAGACCUGUGCCUGCCGGUAAGACCGGUUGCUCCAGGGAUGGAACACCCCCUCCCCCCGGUGCCCUCGGGGGAGCGGCCUCCGGGGCCCUGGAGUGAGAGUUGGACUGGAGGUGCCGCUGCAAAGGCAGGCCGCGCACAGGAGGGGCUAUCCCCAGCGCGUCGUUCCGGGGCUUUUACUGCCGGUGACUGAGCCCCUAAAGGAACCCGAGAGGCAGCCCAGCCUGAAGGCUGGUCGCGCCCACCUGGCCCUGAGGCCUGCAAGCUGAACCCGUCCACACCACUGGCGCCGGGCACCAUCCCCUGGCCCUCAGCGGACACUGCACACCGGGGCCUCGCUCCGCUCAGAGGAAACAGCCUCAUUACACAAUCACUUUGGCCACAUGUUAAUACUGGAAAACGGGCCCCAGCAACAGUUAAGACGGAUGUUUCUUUCCCCAGAUUCCACUGCAAAAGCCUUUACAAUCUGCACAUGUAAUCGAUUUUCAUUUCUUUUUCUUAAUAUAUAUUUUAUUUUAAACAAGAAGGGGGUUGUAACCAUUCAGCAUGGGUGAUCAUGCUGGUUAAGUGUGCAUUGUUUAAACGUGCUUAUUGAAAUAACACGCAGCAAUAUCUUGGGAUACUAAAAAAUAAUCAAGAUGUUUAUAUUUUUAUAAAUUAUACUUUCUCUACUGUAGAGUGUGUGUGUUAUGUGUUUUAUGGAAAGCUAAUAAAUUAAAGGUACAGUGGUAUCU
Messenger RNA from Pipistrellus kuhlii (Kuhl's pipistrelle), 2154 nucleotides. It is a transcript of the gene GDF10, whose product is annotated as growth differentiation factor 10. Gene Ontology annotation, cellular component: extracellular region. Gene Ontology annotation, biological process: BMP signaling pathway; osteoblast differentiation; SMAD protein signal transduction. Lineage: Eukaryota; Metazoa; Chordata; Mammalia; Chiroptera; Vespertilionidae. The record is from RefSeq and is a predicted model, not a curated record. Bases 1 to 1443 code for a protein of 480 amino acids. The transcript has 3 exons. Gene Ontology annotation, molecular function: growth factor activity; cytokine activity.